CAUCCCUCCCUCUCACACACAGUCAUCAGAGAGUAUGAGAAGGCUGGACUGACUGGACGGACUAUACACAGGACUGGGUUACUGCAGCAGGAGUACACACUUCUACUACCUGAUACCUCUGUCUGCACGCUAAAGCACUUAACAGGAGAGCCGCACCAUGACCAGAAAGGUGUUCACCAACACACGGGAGCGCUGGCGGCAGCACAACGUCAACACUGCCUUCGCUGAGCUCCGCAAGCUCAUCCCCACCCACCCACCAGAGAAGAAGCUGAGCAAGAACGAGAUCCUGCGGCUGGCAAUGCGUUACAUCAACUUCCUGGUGCAGCUGCUGGAGAGCCAGAGUGGCCAGCCUGCUUCACACUCCCCCACAGCCCUGCUCACCUUCCUCAGGGGCAACGUGGAACGUCUCCACUCAUCCUCCCAGACCUGUGGCCUGGCCAGCGACACUGACGCCCUCUCCCCUGGAUCAAGCUGUGACAGCACCGAGGCCUGGUAGUGUGCCUGCUGCAGUUUCCUCUUAUGGGUGAUCAUCUACAACUCCCUGGGUGAAACUGUCACAAGGCCCCCAUUCAUAGACUCCAUUUUGGUUCUGUGACACUUGAGGAGUACAAUGUUGGUUGUGAUGGCAAGCAGAAGAUAUUUGUGGAUGAUGCCCUUCCUGCUGAAUUAAAUAGAUUGAGAUGGAUUUAUUUAGCUACACUCUUGAUGUUGACGUUAUGACACGGGAGGAUGGGAGCCUUGUGAAAUGUCAUCUGUAAUCUGCAUGGAUGUAGCUUGGAUGUAUUCCCCCCUUCAUGUCAGACAUGUAUUUUUAUCUUGUCGGUGGGGAAAGAUGUCCACAUCAACAACAAAACAUGUUUGAAAUAAAAAAUAAGGAUAUAAAGGAUCAUUUAAGGGAAUUUAUUUGGGAAAGACAUUUCAGGAAAGAUAAAGUCUUGUCCAAUUCACCAAGGACUGCAAUCUAAUUACAAAAUGCAAAGGGCACUUUCUUUUGUUCAAAUGACGAUUUUAUGAUGAGACUGAUUAAUGACCUUGCUUAUUAGCAAAUCAAUAAUUAUUAUCAAAAUCCUGCAAUAUGACCACAUUCAUUGAUUGACACAUUGCUGUUAUACGCAUUAAUUGACUAUUUAUUGGGACGACAGGAUUGCGCUGCAUGAUAACACAACUGACAAUCCUCUUUGAAAUAUGUUCCAAUUGUAGGACUGUAUUGUGUGAACAGAUAACAGGAAUAGUUUUUGUUGUCUGUCCAUUCAAGUAUUUAUUAAUCUUGCUCUUUUUGUACAAUAAGCAUGUCAUGUAACCAAAGAUUAUUAUUUAACCAUCAUUUGUCAAGGCUAUUGUGAUUAUUUAUUUUUUGUAAACUAUGUUGGUUAAUAUUAAGUUGUGAAUAUGUUAUUUAUUAUAACUAUUUAAUAAUGGCUUGUUAAUAAAAAAAUAUUUGAAUUUAUCAAAAGUAAGUACACAUUAAGUACCAUCCUCUUAUUGUAAAUAACCCUGGUAUUCCAUUGACACCAUGCAACCAUUUGUACUAAUUUAACAAACACCUCAAAGUGCCGAGCCAGGAAGUCAACAGUGCAGCUGCUCCCUGUGUGUUUGUACUGGUCCAUUCUGGACCCUCUGGUCUACUAAUGCCCUUGUUUCCUCUCAAUGGGGCCAGUGAUGGCCGCGCCUGUGAUUGUCCUCUACAAACCCUCUGACCACUGUGUGGACACAGAGACAACCCCUAAACUCUAAACCCUUAUCGAGUGUCCGAGGGCAGAGAGAGGGGAAGAGAAAAAGGACUACUUAACUUGUGACCUGCAAUCCCACAGGUCAACAUGUAGUCAAACCCUGAUCACUGACCCAACAGGCAGAUACAGCGCUGCUAGUCCUGAGAGGCUCCUAUGGGCUCUUGAAUGGAGUGUU
Oncorhynchus keta (chum salmon) is the source of this 1905-nucleotide messenger RNA. RefSeq names its product T-cell acute lymphocytic leukemia protein 2-like. The transcript is spliced from 2 exons. Lineage: Eukaryota; Metazoa; Chordata; Actinopteri; Salmoniformes; Salmonidae. Gene Ontology annotation, molecular function: protein dimerization activity; RNA polymerase II cis-regulatory region sequence-specific DNA binding; DNA-binding transcription factor activity, RNA polymerase II-specific. Gene Ontology annotation, biological process: regulation of transcription by RNA polymerase II. The coding region runs from base 158 to 496 and encodes 112 amino acids. The record is from RefSeq and is a predicted model, not a curated record.